This is a messenger RNA of Zea mays, 1939 nucleotides long. RefSeq names its product putative calmodulin-binding family protein. NCBI's taxonomy places the organism in Eukaryota, Viridiplantae, Streptophyta, Magnoliopsida, Poales, Poaceae. The transcript has 9 exons. Bases 286 to 1692 code for a protein of 468 amino acids. The record is from RefSeq and is marked validated.
CGCGGUCCGGUUCCUCUCCUCCUGCUGCGAAUGCGAUCCCUGCCCUGCUCCCCGUUCUAGAUUAAUUGCCUUUAGUUAUUCCCUUCCCCUCGGCUCGCGUGUUAAUCCACGGAUUAAACUCGCACCUGCCCUCCUCGUCCUUGACACACUGAACGAGUGCCCGCCUGCCCGGAGCAGAACCAUUCUCGCCCUCUCCCUCUGGCCUCUGCCUCCGCCUCCGCGGACGAAACCGCCGGCUGGGUCCAAGUUUAGCGCGUCGGACCCUCGCUCCCCAAUCUCAGAGCAAUGGAGGUGGAGGCGGCGGGGCCGGAUAAGCUGGCGCCUCCCUCGCCGGUGGAGGGCCCCGGCGAGAAUGGCGCGGCCACCAAGGUGCAGAAGGUGUACCGCAGCUACCGGACCCGCCGGAAGCUCGCCGACUCCGCCGUCGUCGUCGAGGAGCUCUGGUGGCAGGCGCUGGACUACGCGCGCCUGGAGCACAGCACCGUCUCCUUCUUCGACGAGCCCAAACCGGAGACCGCCGCCUCGCGCUGGAACCGCGUCAGCCUCAACGCAUCCAAGGUGGGCCAGGGUUUAUCCAGAGACGGCAAGGCCCUCAAGCUGGCUUUCCAGCACUGGAUCGAAGCGAUCGACCCGCGGCAUAGGUAUGGGCACAACCUGCACUUCUACUACGAUGAAUGGUGCAAAAGCCAAGCAGGCCAGCCAUUCUUCUACUGGCUUGAUAUCGGCGAGGGAAAGGAUCUGGACCUUCCUGAAUGUCCAAGAGCUUUGCUGAAGCAGCAAUGCAUUAGGUAUCUUGGUCCGCAAGAGCGUGAGCACUACGAAUACAUCAUUAGCGAGGGAAAGGUUAUCCACAAACAGUCUGGGGAACCACUUGAUACAAGGCGUCCUAAGGGGACUAAAUGGAUAUUUGUUAUGAGUACAGCAAAAAAGCUUUAUGCUGGCAAGAAACAGAGAGGCGUGUUCCAGCACUCCAGCUUUCUGGCAGGAGGUGCAACUAUAGCUGCUGGGAGAUUCACUGCAGAAAGUGGAGUGAUCAAGUCCAUCUGGGCGUACAGCGGCCACUACAAACCUAGCGCAGAGAACCUCCACAACUUCAUGAACUUCCUCGAAGAGAACGGAGUGGACCUCAAAGAAGUCGAGGUACGCUCAUCUACCAAAGAAGACUACAACGAGGACCCAGUGCCAGUGCCGGUACUUAACGACACACGGAGUUCCACUUCAGCUACCAUGGAAGAGGCAGACCUUCCACAGGCGGCGGUUCCCGUCCCCGCUCUAAACAGCACAGAGGGCGACGAAGGAGACAGCCCUCCGGAAGACGAAGGACGAGGCAGGGCGAGGUACCAGAGGACCUUGUCAGGCGGGCUGCAGAGCCCCAGAGCCACCCAAGUGCCCCAGAGGGCGAUCCUCGAGAGGAUGAAGUCCAAGGGCGAGUUGUCCAAGUCGUACCAGCUCGGGCACAGGCUGUCCCUCAAAUGGAGCACCGGGGCUGGCCCGAGGAUCGGGUGCGUCAAGGACUACCCGAUGGAGCUCCGGAUGCAGGCGCUGGAGAUGGUGGACCUUUCGCCCAGAGGGUUGUCGUCGACUCCGUCGCCGUCGAGGAGACUGCCUCCUCCGUGCUUUUCCCCCACUAAAGUCGCCUCGCCGACGUCUCCGCUCGCGCCAGUUCAGGCGUCCCUGCCGCAGCCAAGCUAGGAGCUCGAGAGUAGCAGCAUUAUGCAUGGCCACGCGCAAAUAGCACAAGACCGGUUCCAUUCGAGAGUAGCAGCACAACUCAAUGUUGUCCAAGUGAAACAGGGUGUGGGCAGAAUCUGUCACGUUUCAGACACCGGUAGCUUUGAAGCAGAUAUGUGCUAGUGUAGUGUUUUUUUUUACUACCAUGGUUGAGGAACCUGCUUUGUACUGUAUCAUCUGCAAACGGAAUAAUGGGCAAAGCAUUACA